This is a messenger RNA of Papilio machaon (common yellow swallowtail), 650 nucleotides long. RefSeq lists its product as uncharacterized. NCBI's taxonomy places the organism in Eukaryota, Metazoa, Arthropoda, Insecta, Lepidoptera, Papilionidae. The record is from RefSeq and is a predicted model, not a curated record. The transcript is spliced from 2 exons. Bases 78 to 458 code for a protein of 126 amino acids.
GCCCCUAGUCUAUAUGAAGCGGUGUUGAUGCACAGCGUCAGUCUUCAGUCUCACCAGGUAUAACCACGCGGUACAUCAUGAAUAUUGCUAUUUUUGUAACCCUACUCUGUAUCGUUGGGGCAUCAACAUCAAAGGCAACACUACAACAUAUAUCAGAUAAAGUGGCAACACACAUAAAGACAUUGACAGAAAAAGCUGCGACCACAAUACACAAGCUCGCAUCCGAUAUAGAUCCAAAAAAACUGGAGCAAUUGGAUUUAUUACAACUAUUUACAAAGAAACUAGCGAAGAAACCACAUCCUGAACUUGUAAUUAUUGAUCCGUACCAAGUGGAUAGAUUAAAGUAUUACUUUGAACAUGCUCAUGGUCACAAGAAACCUGUACCACAUGUAACUCCAAUUCCGCCAAUAAGACAUCCACCGCCUGUACCACAUAAGCAGUAUGGAAUACCACACUAAUUAGUUAUAUAUAAGUUCUAUAGCGUCGUAUGUGAAAAAACAUAUUAUUAUCUCCGUUUCAUCGAAUAGAAUGAAAGGAAUGGCAACAUCUUUUUGCAGUGUCAAAUUACGGUUACAAAUUCAUUAUGUAACUUCAAACUUUCGUGGUUUUUACUAAUAUAAUGUUCGUAAGAAUCGGGAUUCUUACCACGA